AUGGAUUGGGGCCACGUGGACGUAUCAUCUCUCUCCAUUUUUGAAGCAAGUGGGGAUUCCGAGGGUGGGCAUGACCUGAUCACUGCAACUGAACACAACAUAUCCUAUGUGGGCAUUGUAGCCGCUGAUGAUGCUGAGUCAUGCACUAGUGACUCAUCGGAUAUCUGCGAGUACCAAGUCAAUGACGACGGCAACGGUGAUGAAGGUGAUCAUGAAGGUGAUGAUGAUUACGAUGGUGGUGAUGAUCAGUGGACUAAUCGGGAAAUGGGUUUCGGAGGUGGGGCUGUGGAGGUGGGUCAAGAAGAGGAAGGUGUGGUUGAUAGUGGGAGAAGGGUCCCACUGAAUGAAAUGGAGGAUAAGCUGUUUUGGGAGGCAUGUUUGGCAAUGGGAUAUCCAUGA
Magnolia sinica is the source of this 399-nucleotide messenger RNA. RefSeq lists its product as uncharacterized. The transcript has a single exon. The coding region runs from base 1 to 399 and encodes 132 amino acids. NCBI's taxonomy places the organism in Eukaryota, Viridiplantae, Streptophyta, Magnoliopsida, Magnoliales, Magnoliaceae. The record is from RefSeq and is a predicted model, not a curated record.